Messenger RNA from Dermacentor silvarum, 2172 nucleotides. RefSeq lists its product as uncharacterized. The transcript has a single exon. Lineage: Eukaryota; Metazoa; Arthropoda; Arachnida; Ixodida; Ixodidae. The coding region runs from base 214 to 2010 and encodes 598 amino acids. The record is from RefSeq and is a predicted model, not a curated record. Gene Ontology annotation, molecular function: nucleic acid binding; zinc ion binding.
UCGCUCUAUCGCACUGGCGACGAGGAUGGGAUGUGCCCGCUUCCACUAGCUCAGUGCCGAAGCAGUAUCAUAGACAGUCGGCGGUCGACAGCCACGGAAAGGAAGGCGGCGGCAGCCCUGGCCCGGAACGGUUGAAAUCGUCGGUACCACAGCAACGAGUCAACGCCGUCAUCGGGAGAGCGAACCGAUAAGUAUACCGUCACUUCACUGGAAAUGGCGCGACUCGGGAAGCUAGACGAGUACGACGAGAAGGAGCAGAAUUUUGAAUCCUAUUUAGAACGCUUUGAGCAUUUCGUCACUGCAAACGAUAUCAAAGAGGAAAAGAAGCUGGCCGUAUUUCUGAGCGUGAUAGGACCACGAACGUACGAGGUGCUCAAAAGUUUGGUAGUACCCGCCGUUCCUGGGGACAAAUCCUUCGAAGAGGUGACAGUGCUGUUAACGAAGCACUAUAGCCCAAGCUGUUCUGUGAUCGCCGAGCGCUGCAAAUUUAACAAGCGAGCACAAGAGGAACAAGAAAGCGUCGAGGAUUUCAUAGUGGCCUUAAAGCAUUUAGCAAGGAAGUGCGAUUUCGGUGUGUUCCUGCAAGACUCACUGCGAGACAGAUUAGUGGCAGGCAUAAGACGCGAAGAAACGCAACUCGCCUUGUUUGCUGAAGACAGUUUAACCUUUGAAAAGGCGUGCAAGAUAGCCUUGGACCGGGAGCAGGCUGCGCGACAAACAGCGUUACUGCAUGCAGAAGGCAAGGAAGCGACGCUGCAUGCCAUGGCGAUAAGAGUUCAGGGAACUGAAAAGAAAUUGAAGCUUCGGAAAUUCAAGGACGUCAAGCGAAUCUGCGAAAGAUGUGGCAAGGCGCAUGCCGCUAGUGUUUGCUGGUAUAAGAAUGUCCAGUGUCACAGCUGUUCACAAAUCGGCCAUUUACAGAAGAUGUGUCCCAGCAAGUGCAGAGAACUAAGAACUGCGAACGUGGUGGACUGCUCUGAUAGUGACUCUGAAUUCGAUGUGUACCAUGUUAUUAACACCGUUCGCUCUGGAUACGAAGUGCAAGUAAACGUAGAAGGGAAAGACAUCUGCAUGCAGAUUGACACGGGAGCUGCUGUAACCCUAAUUCCUGAGAGUGUUAAGCGGAACGCAUUUCCUCAUGUCAAGUGCGAGCCAUCGCGAGUCAUCCUAAGAACAUACACUGGGGAACCCAUUCCAGUGAAGGGGCAAUGCAACGUUAUCGUUACGACAGGAAAGCAGUCUUUACGACUGCCAGUUAUCAUUGUCAAAGAUCACGGCAAACAGCUUCCACUGCUGAUGGGGCGAAAUUGGCUCGAGAUGCUAGGGCUUGACUGGAAAAGUGUGUUGUCCAUAAAUGUAAACGACGCUAGCAAGGUGGAAGCAGUGAAACAAAAGUUCCCAGGGGUGUUUUCUAAGCAACCCGGAGUAGUAAAGAACUACCAAGCAAGGAUAGUUCUUAAACAGAACUGUACGCCAGUCUUUGGCAAGGCCAGAAACGUUCCAUAUGCGCUACGAGAUAACGUAGAAAGGGAGCUGGAAAGGCUGCAAAAAAGCGGAGUUAUACGCCGCGUGAUGCAAAGCGAUUGGGCAACGCCAGUGGUUGUGAUUCAGAAAAAAGAUGGCUCGCUGAGAUUGUGCGGGGACUACAAAGUAACAAUAAAUCCCGCGCUAAAGACCGACCACUACCCAUUGCCUCGUCCGGAAGACUUGUACUCUGCAAUAGCGGGUGGCAAGGUGUUUUGUGUGCUGGAUCUUUCAGCCGCGUAUCAGCAGAUUCCGCUCGCUACCGAGUCCCGACCACUGCUAACUAUUAACACGCACGUGGGACUUUUCGAGUUCCAGCGGUUACCGUUUGGUGUAGCCAGCGCGCCAGCCAUUUUUCAGUCAUUCAUGGAUGAGGUGCUCAAGGGCAUACCGCACGUAGGUUGCUACAUAGAUGACGUCAUUGUGUCCGGAAAAAAACUUCACCGACUGCCAAAAGACGUUGGAACUAGUUCUGCGGCGGCUUAAUGAUUACAACGUGACUCUGAAAGAAGAAAAGUGUCGUUUUUUUCAGGACACCGUGACUUAUCUAGGUCACACUGUGUGCGCUGAUGGUAUCUAUCCCACGGAAGAAAAGAUAAAAGCGGUCACGGAAGCGCCAGAGCCCACUUGUCAAACAGAGCUAAAGGC